Nematolebias whitei (Rio pearlfish) is the source of this 5986-nucleotide messenger RNA. RefSeq names its product mediator complex subunit 14 (gene med14). Gene Ontology annotation, biological process: DNA integration; regulation of transcription by RNA polymerase II. Gene Ontology annotation, molecular function: RNA-DNA hybrid ribonuclease activity; nucleic acid binding; transcription coregulator activity. The record is from RefSeq and is a predicted model, not a curated record. Gene Ontology annotation, cellular component: core mediator complex; mediator complex. Lineage: Eukaryota; Metazoa; Chordata; Actinopteri; Cyprinodontiformes; Rivulidae.
CCAGAAAAACAGAUAUGGAGAGGAAAAUCGAGAUUGUUCAAUUUGCAAGUCGAACCAGGCAGCUUUUUGUACGCCUUCUGGCCCUGGUAAAGUGGGCAAGCAAUGCGGGCAAAGUAGAGAAGUGUGCGAUGAUCUCCAGCUUCUUAGAUCAGCAGACUAUCUUGUUUGUGGAUACAGCCGACAGAUUGGCAAUACUAGCCAGAGAUGCCCUGGUACAUGCUCGUCUGCCCAGCUUUGCUGUCCCCUUUGCCAUCGACGUGCUGACCACAGGUUCAUACCCACGCUUGCCUACAUGCAUACGUGAUAAGAUCAUUCCUCCAGAUCCCAUCACAAAAGUUGAGAAGCAGACCACUUUAAAUCAGCUCAAUCUGAUUCUACGACACCGUCUGGUCACCACAGAUUUACCCCCCCAGUUGGCAAAUCUGACCGUUGCUAAUGGCCGCGUUAAGUUUUGUGUGGAGGGAGAGUUUGAGGCCACAUUAACCGUGAUGGGGGAUGACCCUGACAUUCCUUGGAGGCUGUUGAAGUUGGAGAUUCUUGUUGAGGAUAAAGAAACUGGAGAUGGCCGAGCCUUAGUUCACAGUUUACAGGUGAACUUCAUCCAUGAGUUGGUCCAGGCACGUCUCUGUGCAGAUGAAAAGCCCCUUCAGGACAUGUACAACUGCUUGCAUUCCUUCUGUCUGUCACUGCAGCUCGAGGUGCUUCACUCCCAGACACUAAUGCUGAUCAGGGAGCGAUGGGGAGACCUGGUGCAGGAGGAGAAAUACGUGCCUGCUAAAUACCUCACACUUUCAGUCUGGAAUCAACAAGUUUUGGGUAAGAAAACAGGCACAGCGUCCGUUCAUAAAGUCACCAUCAAGAUUGAUGAAUCGGAUGGCUCAAAGCCUUUACAAAUCUCCCAUGAGCCUCCUCUGCCUGCCUGUGACUCAAAAUUAAUGGAGCGAGCCAUGAAGAUUGACCACCUCUCUGUGGAAAAACUUUUGAUUGACAGUGUUCACGCCCGCGCCCAUCAGAAGCUACAGGAACUCAAGGCCAUUUUAAAAACCAGCAAUCCCAGUGACAAUUCAUUCAUUGAAACCGCUCUGCCCACUCUGGUUAUUCCAAUACUUAAACCCUGCGGUCGGUCGGAGUGCCUGCACAUUUUUGUAGACCUUCACUCUGGCAUGUUUCAGCCCAUGCUGUAUGGAUUGGAUCAGUCCAUGCUGGAUGACAUUGAAAAAACCAUCAAUGACGAUAUGAAGCGCAUACUAUCUUGGCUCCAGCAACUCAAGUUUCUGGAGAGCAGGGCGACCCUGAGCCAAAGAAGCCUAAGAGAUCUGGAGAAAUGUGUGCUUUUAACAAAGAGCUGGCUCAUCUUGUAGCCAUGUGUGACACUAACAUGCCUUUUAUUGGCCUCAGAGCAGAGCUGUCAAACAUGGAGAUGGCAACUGAGGGAGUUCAAGUGGAGGGAGAUGGCAGCAGUCAUGCAAUACAGUUACUAAAGAUUCCUUCCUGUAAGGAUGUAGGAGAGGAGACCAGAAGAGCUUUAGAGCAAUCCCUCCUAGACUGCACCUUCCGCCUGCAGGGCAGGAACAACCGGACCUGGGUGGCUGAACUGGUGCUGGCCAACUGCCCCCUCAACAGCACGCACAGCAAAGAGCAAGCCUCCACAAGGCACGUAUAUCUGACAUAUGAAAACCCUUUGUCGGAGCCUGUUGGUGGGAGGAAGGUUGUCGAGAUGUUCCUGAAUGACUGGAAAGCCAUUAGUCAUCUCUACCAGUGUGUUCUCAACUUCUCACGUGCACUCCCAGAUAUACCGUCUAAUCUGAGUGCGUUCGCUGAAGUGCGUCUGUAUAAUUACCGUAAGCUGGUGCUGUGCUACGGCACCACCAAAGGCGGUUCUGUCACCAUCCAGUGGAACUCCAGCAGCCAGCGUUUUCAUUUAGCCCUUGGAACUGUGGGGCCCAAUUCAGGCUGUUCAAACUGCCAUAACAUCAUCCUCCACCAGCUACAAGAGAUGUUCAACAAGAAUCCCAAUGUGUUGCAGCUGCUGCAGGUGCUGUAUGACACACAAGCUCCUCUUAAUGCAAUCAACAAGCUACCAACAGUGCCCAUGCUAGGCCUCACCCAGCGCACCAACACAGCCUACCAGUGUUUCUCCAUCCUACCACAGUCACCCACUCACAUCCGACUGGCCUUCCGGAACAUGUACUGCAUUGACAUUUAUUGCCGCAACCGUGGAGUAGUUGCCAUUAGAGAUGGAGCCUACAGUCUGUUCGACAACACUAAGAUUGUAGAAGGAUUUUAUCCGGCUCCAGGACUCAAGACAUUCCUGAAUAUGUUUGUAGACGGCAAUCAAGAUGCUCGCCGGCGUUCAGUCAAUGAAGAUGACAACCCUCCCUCUCCAGUGGGUGUAGAUGUGAUGGACAGUCUGAUGAACCAGUUGCAAGCUACACAGCAGCCGCAGACCAUGAGAGGUGGUCCAGGGGGUGUUUAUCCUCCCCUCACUUCACCCCCACCAAAUUAUCACACUAAUGUAACCCCAUCACCUUCUAUGCUGCACACCCAGUCACCAGGUCCUCUGGACCCCAGCUCUCCAUAUACCAUGGUGUCUCCCAGUCACAGGGGCCAGUGGCCAGGCUCACCACAAGUUUCAGGACCUUCUCCUGGAGCAAGAAUCCCCGGCAUGUCCCCUGGUAAUCCUUCGCUGCACUCCCCUAUUCCUGAUCCUCAUUCUCCAAGAGCUGGGACCAGUUCACAAGUCAUGCCCACCAGUAUGCCUCCUCCCCGAAAGCUACCUCAGCGCCCCUGGGCUGCCUCCAUCCCCACCAUCCUCACCCACAGUGCCUUACACGUGCUUCUGCUCCCCUCACCCACUCCGUGUCUAGUGUCAGGCCUGGCAGGAAGCUACCUCUGCUCGCCACUAGAGCGCUUUCUGGGUUCAGUUAUCAUGAGACGACACCUGCAAAGGAUCAUCCAGCAGGAGACCAAUUUAUCCAUUGUAAACUCGAAUGAGCCGGGGGUGAUCAUGUUUAAAACGGACAUACUCAAGUGUCGGGUGGCUCUGAAUCCUAAGAACUAUCAGACGUUGCAGCUAAAAGUCACCCCAGAAAAUGCAGGCCCAUGGUCCCAGGAGGAGCUUCAGGUGCUGGAGAGGUUCUUUGAGACCAGAGUUGCUGGUCCUCCGUUUAAAUUCAACACUCUGAGUGCCUUCACAAAGCUGCUGGGGGCUCCCACCAAUGUUCUGAGGGACUGUGUACGCAUCAUGAAGCUUGAACUAGUACGUAGUCUGCUGGUUUUGGUCGUGGCGGUGGAUGGCGUUCUGCUGGUCAGAGAGGGAGAGGCAUGGGUCGAGGCCAAAGGGGAAGGGGCGGAUAUGGCAGAUCAGGCAAUCAAUCAGACAUCUGCUUCAACUGUGGAGGAACUGGACAUUGGGCCAGAGACUGCAGAGGCCCUCCCGCACAUCAAGGACCUCCUCUGGCUGGACAACCAGCCUAAAGCUGAGGAAGGGAUAGCAGACACAAUUGAAGGUUUAAUAGAGGCAGGUGUAUUAGAACCUUCUGCCUCAUCAUGGAAUACACCUAUCUUACUGGUCGAGAAGAAAGGGACAGGGAAAUAUCGCAUGGCCCAUGAUCUCAGAGCCAUUAAUGCUAUAUUAAAGACCCCCACUGUCCCUGUUCCAAACCCAUAUGUAGCCAUUUCCACAUUGGAUCCAUCACACCAAUGGUACACCUGUAUUGACCUUGCUAAUGCGUACUUCUGUCUGCCCCUUGCAGAAAGCUGUUGAGACUUGUUUUCCUUUACUUAUGAAGGUCAGCAAUGGAGAUACACCCGCCUGCCAUGAGGGUUUGCCCUGUCGCCAGGUAUUUUUAAUCAGGUUCUUAAAGAUGUGUUGCAGACUUAUCCUCUUCCCAGAAACACCACACUUAUACAGUAUGUGGAUGACAUGCUGCUAGCUGCCCCAACUUCAGAGCUUUGUGUGGAAGGUACACGCUUGGUGUUAAACCAUCUUCACAGCCAUGGGUUUUUUAAGUUACAAAUUGCUAGGAAACAAGUUUCCUUCCUGGGCCGUGUAAUCUCCUCAGGAACAACCAGCAUGUCCUCAGCACACAAGCAGAGCAUCCUAGCACACCCAAAACCAUUAAGGGUGAAAGACAUGCUCUCCUUCCUGGGCCAUACUGGCUACAGUCGAGGAUACAUCCCGGCCUACACUGACCUGACACAACCCCUGAGGAACUUGGCCAAAGAACAAGGUAUGAGAAACUUAAACAAUCUUCUCAUAUGGACACAAGAAGCUGAAAAAGUUUUUAUUAAACUUAAACAGGUUAUGGCAUCUGCUGCUGAAUUGACUCUCCCUGACCACAGUUACCCUUUUUUUCUGGAUGUUUCUGUAACAAAACUGGCAGUAAAUGGAGUUUUGUUCCAGAAAAAAGGGGGAGACAGAAAAGUACUACUGUACCUUUCUAUAAUGAUGGACAACAUGGAAAUAAGACAUCCACUGUGCACACAACAUGCUGCUAGCAUUGCUAAACUAAUUAAAAAAACAGCACAUGUAGUCAUGGGACAUGCACUCUAGGUGCUAACAACACAUAGUGUGGUGGCAUAUGUGAAUUCCCAAUGUUUUACCAUGACUACUCUCAGACAACACAGACUUUCAAAAAUAUUGGAAGCUCCGAAUAUCACAUUCACACAUGAAGGAAUAAACAUGGCAGACGGCAUCACAGAAGGGGAGCCACACCAGUGUGAGGAGCUGGCGUCCACACUGGAGAAGGUGAGGCCAGACUUGGAAACAAGUCCCCUCGAGGGACCACAGGUGAGACAACUGUUUACAGAUGGUUGUUGUUACAGGACAGACAGAGGACUAAAAGCAGGUUAUGCAGUGGUGGAAAUGAUAGAAACAGGAUAUUCAGUGGUCAAAGCAGAACAGCUAAAGGGAGCUCAAUCAGCACAAAGAGCAGAAGUCAUAGCUGUAAUUGAGGCACUGACGAAGGAGAAGGACAAAAUGAAUGUAUAUACAGAUUCAGCGUAUGCUGCAGGGGCCCUGCAUGUGGAAUUGUGCCAGUGGCUGAGAGCAGGGUUUUUAACAGCAGGAGGAAAAACCAUUAAACAUGAGACAGAAAUGAAAGAGUUGGCAGAAGCCCUCCUGCUACCCACACGGGUGGCAGUGAUUAAAUGUAAAGGACAUGACAAUAGCAACUCGUUCACAGCACAAGGGAAAGAAAUUGUACUGGACUACACAGACAUGGUGACAUCAGUGAAAGGGAAAAAAUAUUUACUAGUGUGUGUUGAUGCUUUUACAGGCUGGCGAGAAGACAGUAAAAUAGUAGUGAAGUGUUUGAUUAACCAUUACAUCCCCAGGCACAGGUUCCCUGAGAAAAUUUGAACAGACAAUGGGACUCACUUUAAGAACCAGGACCUUCAGAGGGUCGAGGCCAGUCUAGGCCUCAAACACAGGUUUGGCACUGUCUACCAUCCCCAGUCCCAGGGGAAGGUAGAAAGAAUGAAUCAAAACUUGAAAAACAAAUUGGCUAAAAUCUGUGCACAGAAUAAAUUGUCUUGGGUUGAUGCACUGCCUCUUGCUCUGAUGUCAAUCAGGUGUUCAGUAAACUCCACCACAGGAUACACCCCAUUUGAACUGACCACUGGACAGUGUUUCCCAGGGCCCCAACGUAGACCACCAGACCUCACAGGUGAUCUGCAACACCUUACACACAAAGAUUACUUCUGUCAAUUGCAGACUGUCAGAGAGGAGCUGAGCAGGAUCCAAGGAGGAGCUCAGAGCGAGAUCUCCUCAUCAACUGCCCCAGAAGCCACGUGGGUCUGGCUAAAGGUCAUAAAGAGAAAGUGGUCGGAACCCAGGUUCACUGGCCCUCAUCAGGUCGUGGAAAGGACAUCCCACACCGUGCGUCUGAAAGGAAAAGGGAAAACUUGGUAUCAUUGGUCACAGUGUGCCCCAGCUGAAGAACCUGGCAGAGAUCUGACACCCACCCCAUAUGUGACGGAGUGA